AUGUUCGGUAACUCAAAUCAAAGCACUUUUGGACAAAGUGCAGGAACAAGUGGCUUUGGACAGCCAAAUCAAACAUCGUUAUUUGGAACUAACACACAGACACCUGCUUUUGGUAAGACUCGUCUUUCUCGAGAAAGAAAUAACCGCGGCUUUGGAGCAGGAACGUCAACUUCUACGGGCACGGGCGGUUUUGGAGGCUUUGGCGUUCAAAAUCAGACAACGCCAACUUUUGGGUUCGGGGCUCCUGCAUCAAAUCCAAGUGGUGGUUUGUUUGGAACGCCAACAGUAACCCCUUUCGGUGGUACGGGGACAUCCACUGCGACACCAAGUCCACCUCCUAACGGUACAGCGAAUCCAUCUUAUACGACAACAAGCGAAAAAGAUCCAGCUGGAACUUUGAAUAUUUUCCAUAGUAUUAGUGCAAUGCCUGCGUACAGAAAUUUCUCUUUUGAGGAACUUCGACUACAAGAUUACCAAUUAAAUCGAAAACCACAUGCUACUGGAUCUAAUUUUGGUGGGAUUGGUAGUGUAACACCAUCCUUUGGAGCUACAAGCACUCCAAGUGCGUUUGGUGCUGCACCUAGUGGGUUUGGUAAUGCUUUUGGUGUUAAAUCAACACAACCCUCUCAGCCAUUUGCAUUUGGUGGUGGUGCUACAGCGACUCCCGCUGCUGGAGGAGGUUUUGGCGCUCAAGUCGGUUCAUCACAAUUAUUUGGCGCAUCAAAACCUUUCGGUGCACCAACAGGAGGGGGGUUUGGUACUGCCACGCCAGGUGCUGGAGGUGGGUUUGGAAAUGCAAUUGGUGGAAUAGGUGGUAGCAGCCUUUUCGGAACAACAACUACGCCGGCUACACCUACAUUUGGAGCAACAAAGACCACAACAACAGCGCCUACAUUUGGACAACCCAACUUCGGAGGCGGAGGUCUGACUACAGGCUUUGGAUUUGGUCCUAAAACUACUAGUGCGGCUAUAACGACAAGUGCACCUGCUUUGAACUUAUUUAAUACUACUAAACCUUCAUUUGGAUUCGGUACUCAAAGCACCGGAAGUGUUUUCGGAGGUGCUGCACCAGCCACAUCAAAUACAACCAGCAACCUGUUCGGCAAUUUCGGCGCAACUACGAGUGCGCCUACGGGAAAUCUAGGGAUGGGGCUAUUUAGCAAACCAACAGUACCAAGUAUUAAUCUUGGAACCGCUACUCAGGCACAACCUUCAAGUUUUAAUCUUGGUGCACCCAGCAUGGGAUUUGGUACCGCCUCCGUAGCUGCGCCUUUUGGACAAACUGGUCAAACCCAAGGAUUAGAAGCUAGUGUUGACAAGUCACCGUAUGGUGACAUCCCAGUUUAUCAGAUGACAUCAUCAAUGCCUACUAAACCGACAGUAACCGCUACUCCCCUUGCAUCAAGUCCCACGAAAAAGAAAUCUAUUACUACUUCUCAUAAAGUCACACCCAAACCAACCACAAAACUCAAACCAUUUAUACUUUCAUCGUCGCCUACUAAUCAAGGUUUCAGACCAGAAGUCAAACCAUUACACCUAUUUGAAUCUGUGAGUCAGGACGAUAUAUUAAGUCCUGACGCAUUCACAAGACGGAAUCCUAGAAAACUAGUGUUAGAUCAUUCUGUUGAGCCACAGGAGUUAUUGUCUGAACCUGAUGCUCGGCCAGGAGCGUCAAAUGAGGGACAAACACCAAUUAAAAAAUCUAUACCUUUCGACUCUAGACUUGAGUCGGGUGCUGAUACUAUAUCUCAUUCAUUUAGUCCAAAAAAUAUUAGAUCCAUAGAUAUAUCUAGCAGUUCUACGACUGCAACCCCAACGAAGAUAUCAAAAACACCAUUGACAUCUCCAUCUAAUGGAUCAACUAAAGAGGAGGAGAUAUUUUCAUCACCAAUUCUUGACAGUGAAUACUAUUCUACUCCUACAAUUAAAGAUCUCAAGGAAAUGAGUCCAGAGCAUUUAAAAUCAGUUAGUGGUUUUCUAGUGGGAAGAAAAGGUUAUGGUGCCAUUGAAUAUCCCGACCCAGUGGAUCUUAGUGAAAUCAAUCCAAUUGAUGAUAUUCUAGGAAAAAUCAUUAAAUUUGAGUCACAACACUGCACCGUUUAUGGCAAUGAUUAUAACAAACCACCUCCGGGGCAAGGACUCAAUAAGCCUGCAAUAAUCUCAUUGACAAAUUGUUGGGCUUUGGAUAAAAGUAAUCGACAACCGAUUACUGAACCAGAAGAUCACCGGUAUCAACAACGUAUUGAAAGAUUAAAAAGGGUUGAAGGCACAAAAUUCAUUACUUUCGUGCCUGCAACUGGUACCUGGGUAUUUCAAGUAGAACAUUUUACUACAUACGGUCUUAUCUUUGAUGAUCCCGAAGACCAAUAUGAAGAAAAGCGGUUUCAAUUCCCUGUAAUACUUCCUGUCACCGAACAGGAUGAAUCAAAACCUCUAUCUCAGUCACGAAAAGGAAAAGAAAAAGAACAUGAUAUUGAUAAACUUAGUCCUGUGAUUAAUUUUUCAGAAGCCUUGGGGCAUGAUCCUGACGUUAUCAGUGAAAUGCAAAAUUUCAUAUUUCAUAGUGAAGAUAAUAUGUCAAUGGAUACUACCAUGGACAAUGAAGAAUUUGAUGAUUCUCGUAAACGUAGUUUGGGAAGUUAUGAGGAUCAAAAUGCCAUGCAAAUUGAGGAACGACCUAUUGUGGAGUCACGUAAGUCGUUUUCCACGGCGGUAGAGACACCUCAACGAGAUGUAGUUAUCCCUAUGCCUAGCAAGUAUCGUAGGAUUGUUGAUUAUAAUGAUUCCGUUGUAUUUGGAAAAAAUUAUUGCAAAGAAGAUUCAGGACUUGUAAUGGGAAGGUCUUUUAGAGUAGGAUGGGGUCCCAAUGGAAUUCUCGUUCGCUGCAGUAAAGUAUGUGGAAUUUCAAAUGUAAUAUCAGCCUUCUCUCCAAAAGGCAAGAAUACUGGCUUAAGUAAAAACACUGGAAUGCCUUCAAUAAUUCAAUUUGAACAACUUCGAAUGUUUGCUGAUACGGAAGAUAAGGAAAAAAGAAAACACAAUAGAUUAAUGGAAUUUAUUUUCGACAACUCAACAAUUGGACAAGAAAAUGGAAUACCAUAUGUUGAUACUGCUAAGGUUAAUUUUAAAAACAUAAUAGACGCUUUUCAAAGUGAAGACAUCCACCGACAUGAAAAAUUGAUUUGGGAACUUGGACACGCUUUAUGGGAUGAUAUCAAAAUUCCUGGCACUGAUCAAACAGCUCAGGAAGUUGUAGAAAAAAUUGAUCUUGAAAAGCGUAAAGAACGAAUUUCGAAAUGGUUCAAGGAUGCCGUUUCACUUCAUGCUAUAGCGCACAAUAAGCGUGCCAAUAAUGCACCAGAGACCAUUUUCGUUUGUCUUAGUAGUAAAGAUAUAAUGAAAGCUUCAAAAGUGGCAAUUAAGGAACGCUAUUUCCGUUUAGCGACAUUAUUGUCCCAAUUAUGCGGGAACGAUAAAUUUUUUAGAAAACAUAUUGAAGAUCAAAUUGAACAUUGGAAACAGACUGGAGUAGAUAAGCUUAUAUCUAAGGACAUUUGGAAGCUUUAUGAAAUAAUGGUUGGGAAUGUAAGACCGUCAAUAUACGGAUUGGAUUGGAAACGUGCUCUUUGUAUGCACAUGUGGUAUGGUCGCUAUUCGGAUGAACCAUUUGAUAAGGCUUUCGCUGAUUACGAGGGUACACGAAAAUUACCAUUACCAGGAGUUACAAAACCAUUACCGUGGUACAAGGAUGAAAUAUAUCCAAAACCUCCCGUAUCUUGGGCUGUUUCGGAUAAUGAAGAUAUUUUUGAUGUUCAUUAUCAUCUUUUAAAACUUUAUGUCGAUUCAACCCAUCUCCUCGAUGAUGUAUUACUCCCAUUGUCUAUUUCACCUUCGCCAUUAGAUUACCGCGUGACAUGGUUAUUGCAUUUCAUGCUCGCUCGCACGUUAACUGUGAGAGACUUUGUAGGCAAAGGUGUGACUGCUGAUUGUGUCACAUUGAAUCUUGUUAACCAAUUGGAACUGUUAGGAUUGCAUAAGUGGACACUUUUUGCCGCUUUGUUCAUAAAUGAGCCUUACAGGUGA
This is a messenger RNA of Racocetra persica, 4083 nucleotides long. The record is from the annotation of a GenBank genome assembly. Lineage: Eukaryota; Fungi; Glomeromycota; Glomeromycetes; Diversisporales; Gigasporaceae.